Messenger RNA from Arachis duranensis, 2742 nucleotides. RefSeq names its product pentatricopeptide repeat-containing protein At1g53600, mitochondrial. The record is from RefSeq and is a predicted model, not a curated record. Bases 109 to 2211 code for a protein of 700 amino acids. Gene Ontology annotation, molecular function: protein binding; RNA binding. Gene Ontology annotation, biological process: RNA modification. NCBI's taxonomy places the organism in Eukaryota, Viridiplantae, Streptophyta, Magnoliopsida, Fabales, Fabaceae. The transcript has a single exon.
CCCAGAUAAUUACCUUGUGAAGAAAUUAUAAUGACUCUUAGUUUGAAUGCUUAGUAAUUGAGUCAAGUGUGACGCUAUGGAAAGUUUGCAGUAUCUUCGAACCCAAACAUGCUAACCAGAAACCUCAACAAACCAAUCACCAAAUUGAAGCCAUCACUCUCACAUUCCAAUCACACUCACUUUGCAAAAUGUGCCAAUGGCAGCAACUUCUUGAUUUACUGCAACAACCAAAUCGCCCAACAUGGACGAAACGGCGACGUCGAAGCCGCCGAAGGAGUUUUCCGAAGAAUGCCCCGGAAGACCACAGUCUCAUGGACAGCCAUGCUCACUGCCUAUGCCCAAAACGGUCAAAUUGCAAAUGCCCGCAAGGUGUUCGACGAAAUGCCCCGAAGAAACACUGCUUCUUAUAACGCCAUGGUCUCUGCUUAUAUUCGCAACGGUUGUGAUGUUUGCAAUGCUUACAAGAUUUUUUCCCUUUUGAGGGAACGCAAUUUGGUUUCAUAUUCUGCCAUGAUCAUGGGGUUUGUUAAGGCUGGAAUGAUACACAGGGCUGAACAGUUGUACUGUGACACCCCGGUUGAGUUCCGGGACCCGGCGUGCUCGAAUUUGCUGAUCAAUGGGUACUUCAAGAUGGGCCAAACGAAGGAGGCGUUGCACAUUUUUGAAGGCAUGGUUGAGAGGGAUGUUGUUUCUUGGAGUUCUGUUAUUGAUGGCUUGUGCCGGGACGGGAAGGUUGCCAGUGCUCGGAGAUUGUUCGACAGAAUGCCAGAGAGGAAUGUGGUUUCUUGGAGCGCCAUGAUUGAUGGGUACAUGGAGAGAGGUUUCUUUGAAGAAGGGUUUAGAUUGUUCUUGGAUAUGAGGAGGGAAGGCCUGGUUGGAGUUAAUUCCACAACAAUGACUAUUCUGCUUAAAGGUUGUGGAGGUUGUGGAAGGAUGUGGGAGGGAAUGCAGAUACAUGCAUUGGUUUCGCAUAUGGGAUUUGAAUUUGAUAGCUUUUUGAGUAAUUCUUUUAUUACAAUGUAUUGUUCAUUCGGUUUGAUGGAUGCAGCGAGCAAAAUAUUCUGUACCAUGAGUAAAAGGGAUGUGGUUAGCUGGAACUCUAUGAUUUCUGGAUACAUUCAUGGAGAUGAAGUAGAUACAGCUUACAGGCUUUUUGAGAGGAUGCCGGAGAAAGACUUGAUUUCUUGGACAGCCAUGAUCUCUGGAUUCUCUAAGAGUGGAAGAAUUGGAGAGGCCAAGGCGAUGUUUGGUAUGUUGCCAGAGAAAGACACUUUUGUUUGGACUGCUGUUAUAUCUGGGUUUGUGACUAAUAAGGUAUAUUGGGAAGCUUUGUAUUGGUAUGCUCGGAUGAAUCGUGAAGGAUGUAAGCCGAAUCCUCUAACUAUUAGCAGUGUUCUAGCAGCUUCGGCUGCCAUGGUAGCUUUGAACCAAGGGCUCCAGAUUCAUGCCUGUGUUCUAAAGACGAGCUUGGAAUAUGAUCUUUCUGUACAAAAUUCUCUGAUAUCAUUUUACUCUAAGUGUGGAAAUGUUAUGGAUGCUUACAGGAUCUUCUUAGAUGUUGCUGAACCAAAUGUCAUCUGUUAUAACUCAAUCAUCAAUGGGUUUGCACAAAAUGGUUUUGGUGAAGAAGCUCUCGGUGUAUAUAAGAACAUGCAGAAUAAAGGCCUUGAACCCAAUGGUGUUACAAUUCUUGCUGCUUUAUCGGCCUGCACUCAUGCAGGGCUAAUUGAACAGGGAUGGAAUUUAUUUAACGCAAUGAAAUCUCGAUAUGGAAUUGAGCCAGAAAUUGAUCAUUAUGCAUGCAUGGUUGAUCUCCUUGGUCGUGCUGGCUUGCUAAACAAAGCAAUAAAUUUAAUAGGUUCAAUGCCAUUGAAGCCGCAUUCUGGGGUUUGGGGAGCUAUUCUUGCUGCGAGCAGGACCUACCUGCGUCUUGACCUUGCCGAGCUUGCUGUUCAGCAUAUGAUCGAACUGGAUCCUGAAAAUGCGACUCCUUAUGUGGUAUUAUCUGACUUGUAUUCUGCUGCUGGGAGAAAGACUGAGGGUGACUUAAUAAGAAAGACUAAGAAUUUAAAAGGAAUUAGAAAAAAUCCGGGUUAUAGUUGGAUUACCCUGAAAGAUGAGGUUCAUCUGUUUCUUGCCGGAGCUCAACGUAGCGAUAAUGAAGAGAUAAACACCACUAUAUUGACUAUGGCCAAGGAGAUGCUGUUGUAAUAUGCCGAGUCAACCAUGUGAACCAUUCUAGUUAAUGAACAUCUCCUGGAACCUCGGUGGUGUUGCAGUUACUGAAGUUUCCUCAAUUUAAAACAUCAGUUGCCUUAUACCAAUCUAGAGAUCCAAAGAACUGCGUUAUAACAUAGAGCAUUCAACAAAUCAUGCUCUUCAAUAGCGGAUCGAUGAGAUUUCUGGUUUAGGUUCCGGUUAUUGCAUGUCUGCACCCUAUUGGCGGAUAACAUGGACUUAAAAGUCGGAUUCUGAAGAAGGCAAGAAUAUCAAAACAGCAAGAGAAGUUUGGAAACGGGAAAAAUCACCAUGUUGAAAGUGAUUUAGUGACCAAAGUCAUCCAUUUCUGAUAUUGUAAAGGUAGCAUUUGAUCAUAUUUUACUGUUGCCACCUUUGCAAGUGUUAUUGAUAGAAACAAAUAGGUCACCAAGUAGAAGUCAUAAUUGUAGCCAUUGUAUAUUGUUUAACCAAGGCAUAAUUUGUGCAAAUUUUAGUACUUGCUUCAAGCUGCAUUUGUUUCUA